AUGCCUCGCGGGGGAGCGAAGAAGGCGAGCCGAGGCCUGGAGACUGGACACAAACCCCGACGCUGGACGCGAACCCCAACUCGUUGGCGGCGCCCAGGGAAGUCGGCGCCUGCGCCGAGUGAGAGCUGCUGCAAGCCGCGCGCAUGCGUGCUGGGCGGUCAUCCUUGGUCGGGUCCGGUAGGAACACGGCGCCCUCGGGCUCCCGGUUCCGUGCCUGCUCUAGCCGUUUCCGCUUUGAUCGGAAGUGAGAAGCGCGACCUGGGCUCCAUCGUCCGGGGCUGGGGUCAGGCCUGGAGCCUCCCGGCCUCUGAGUGCCCCGGGCUGGGCCGGAUGGACCGCGAGACGCGCGCCCUAGCCGAACGCUACUUCCGAGGCGGCGGGCGUGGCGACCCCAGCUGCAGCCAGGUCCUGGGACGCGUGGCCUUUAUUUCAGAACCCGCCUCUUUCUCCUACGCUGACUUCGUCCGCAGCUUCCUGCUGCCCAACCUUCCCUGCGUGUUUUCUAGCGCCUUCACCGAGGGCUGGGGCGGCCGGCGGCUCUGGGUGACGCCCACGGGCAGGCCAGACUUCGACCACCUGCUGCGGGCCUACGGGACUCCUCAGCAGAGGAUGUGUUCACCUUGCCUGUGUACUUCUCGUCUGACUGGCUGAACGAGUUCUGGGAUGCCCUGGAUGUGGAUGACUACCGAUUUGUCUAUGCUGGGCCCAAGGGCAGCUG
Molecule: messenger RNA, 718 nt
Organism: Nycticebus coucang (slow loris)
Lineage: Eukaryota; Metazoa; Chordata; Mammalia; Primates; Lorisidae
Gene: JMJD4
Product: jumonji domain containing 4
Exons: 2
Coding region: 1-651 (216 amino acids)
Source: RefSeq, a predicted model, not a curated record